AUGAAAUCUAUAAAUAUAGAUAGUUGUAUUGUUGGUGAUACAUUUGUAAUAAAUUACUUACUUUAUGAAUGUCAUCGUUGGGAAAUUUUUGUUAAAGGUUACAAAAUAAUUGGUUGUGUUCCAUCUAAUCAUCCUAAUGGAACUAUUGUUCAAAUUGGUCAAAAAUUUAGGGAUAUAUUUUUUGACUAUACAUGUAUAAGAAAAAAUAAUACUGUAAUAUUUCAAGCUACUGGUUGUGUUUUUAGAAAUACAUCAAUGGCUGUUGGGGCAAGAAGAUAUUAUGGUUUACUGAAAUAUGAAUGCCUUUCAAAUAAUUCUAUGUAUAUAAAAGAAACAAAAAUUUUACACAAUAUAUGUGACAAAAAAACUCCGAUUGAUGAAUGUCCUGGUAUUGGAGAAGGUUUAAUUCAUUCAAAGUAUGGACGUGGAACUGAAAUUGCCUACAAUGUUUUUAAUAAAAAAGUUAUUUAUUAA
Molecule: messenger RNA, 474 nt
Organism: Strongyloides ratti
Lineage: Eukaryota; Metazoa; Nematoda; Chromadorea; Rhabditida; Strongyloididae
Exons: 2
Coding region: 1-474 (157 amino acids)
Source: RefSeq, a predicted model, not a curated record